Molecule: messenger RNA, 1218 nt
Organism: Pollicipes pollicipes
Lineage: Eukaryota; Metazoa; Arthropoda; Thecostraca; Pollicipedomorpha; Pollicipedidae
Product: palmitoyltransferase ZDHHC8B
Exons: 8
Coding region: 84-1061 (325 amino acids)
Biological process (GO): protein palmitoylation
Molecular function (GO): palmitoyltransferase activity
Source: RefSeq, a predicted model, not a curated record
GCACGGAUUGCGGUGGAUUGGUUGUUGGUGCGGUGCCCUGAGAGUCCCCAGUACUGUUAAAUGCAAGGUGUCGGUUUGUCAAAAUGCCAAGAUGUAAACUUUCAACAAAAUUUGUUCCUGCCACCUGUGCGUGGGUGAUGCUUCUAGGAUGCACCGGAGGUUAUUUCUAUUUCCCGUGCCAGUGGCUGUUUUCCAAGCUCCAAACAUGGGGUUUCUUAGUGCCAUUAUGCCAGGGUAUUCUCACAUUGUUUGUAAUAGCCAACUUCUCAUUGGCAACCUUCAUGAAUCCAGGAAUAAUCCCAAGAGCCUCCUCGGACGAGGACCGGGACGAUGACUUUCGCCUGCCACUGUACAAGAACGUAGAGAUCAGCGGCAUCACCGUGCGGAUGAAGUGGUGCGCCACCUGCCAGUUCUACCGGCCGCCGCGCUGCUCUCACUGCAGCGUCUGCAACCACUGCAUAGAGACCUUCGACCACCACUGCCCAUGGGUGAACAACUGCAUCGGACGGCGCAACUACCGCUUCUUCGUGCUGUUUCUGGUUUCGCUCAGCGUGCACAUGGUCGCCAUCUUCAGCCAGUGCCUGGUGUUCGUGUUGCACAACUCGGACGACCUCAGCGCCGUCGGCGUCAUCGUGACUCUGGUGAUCAUGUGCAUCACGGGCGUGCUGUUCGUGCCCGUGCUGGGCCUGGCCGGCUUCCACAGUAUCCUGGUGUCGCGCGGGCGCACCACGAACGAGCAGGUGACGGGCAAGUUCCGCAGCGGCUUCAAUCCGUUCUCGCGUGGCUGCUGCUGGAACUGCUGCCGUACGCUCUGGUCGCCGCUGUACCCCAACGUGGACGCCCUGUCGCGGGAGGCGUGCCGUAAGCGGCACCCGUACAGUCUGCCGACGUCGCCGCGCGCCGUGCCGGCAAUCGCCAGCGAGCACCAGGUCAAGCUGUACAUCGACAACGGCAACGGUGUGCGGAGCAAGGGCGGCGCCGCCCUCUACACUCAGAUGACCCCUGUUUCGUGUGUGCCUGAAGUAGAAAGCUCACCAAUUUGGCGCCAAACGACCGUUUAAUGAACUACGCUUCUUUUCCUUGUUAUCUUUUCUUUGCUGUAGGUGACCAGCUGCGGCGAGGGCUCGGACGGCGAGAUGGACCCAUCCAUGUCGCAGUCGCGCGACUGCGAGGCCUCGCCGCCCGUGCCUCGCAGCGGCUCCAAGACCAACUUCUUCC